AAACAGCGGGGCCAUGAGCGGUACCGACCCCGCCCGGCCCGGACACCCCCGGCCCGGCUGCCAGGGGCUGGGCAGCCUCCUGCGGUGCCUCCGCGACAGUGAAGCCAGGAGGCUGGAAUUAGAAAGAAAACUGAUAGAAUACAGAAAAUCUGAUGCAUACCUAAUGAAGGUAAAACACAUGAAGCUGAAAAAAUACUUGAAAGAAAUAGAUGAGCGACACAAAGGAGCCCUUCUGCGGAACCAGAGCCUUUUAAGGGAGUUUGACAGGUUUGAAGCUCAUGUGAAGGCUUCAGGCUCAGAGAUGAUUCAGAAGAUGGCAUGGUAUGGGAGAGAAAUGAAAAGCACAUUACCACUUCAGGAGGGUGACUUGUCAGCAGAAGGUGACACGGAGGAAGACCAGGAGGAGCAGAUGCUGAGGAUGGGAGUGCAAGCAGGAAUUAGCACCAGGGAGGCCAUGCCAAGAGGAUUGUUUCAUCCAGCCACAGUCUCCAUGAGCCACCACACAUCAUCCAUCUCAGCUGCUGGAGGUUUGGACAUGGGGCAGAACCCCCCCCAGGCUGCAGAGAGUAGCUUGGUGCCUGACCUGCCCUCUUGCCCUCUGUCACUUGGAGGACUUGGUCAGAAGAGCAGAAGCACUGAUCUAGAGGGUGAUGCCUCAGUGGAGGAAGCAGGGAGACGUGGGGACCUGGCAAGCAGUGAGGAAGGCUCCAAGCAGCUCCCCUCUUCAUCCUCUGCCCCUGAAGAGGAACAGCUGCAGGGAAACAUCCCAGGACCAGACUCUGUCCUGAAUAACUGGGGGGCUUGUCAGGAGGUGAGCCAGGAGUGCAGCCCUGAGCUCCCUGUGAGCACCGAGGAGGAGAUGCUGAGCACCCCAGGUGAGGGGCAGGGCAGGGUCUCUCCAGCAGCCAGCUGGGGUCCCCAGGCUGCUGAGGGACCCCCACUGCAGCCACCACCCCCUCCCACUGUGCAGGAGGAGCUCUCCAUCAGCUCAGUGCCAGACAGGGUCAGUGGGAUGCUGUCAGGACUCUCCUGUGCCCUGCAGUUGAUAGAGGAGGUGGUGGUGAGGAUGAGCCCCCAGCACCGGGUGCUGUACCAGCAGCUGGGGACCAUGGGGACAGCAGAGCUGCUGAGCUUUUGUAAUCGGGCUGGCAGUCUGAAAGAAGAUGACCUUGAAGCAUGCGAAGCAGUCGUCCUUCAUCAGCUUCAGGCUUUAUUACAGAGCACACUGAAUAGCUGCCUCCUACCUGAGGAAACACUUGAUGCUGGAGGCAGAGUGGUGGAUGAAAAGCAAACCAGGACAGAGCUGGAUGUGCUGCAGGCACAGCUGAGGGACCAUGGCAUCUUCCUGAGAAACCACCAGGUCCAGCUGACAGAAGAAGUGGCAGAGAUGUUUGAAAGGCUGCUGGUUUCUGGCAAGGAGGCACAGGAUGGCCAGGCUCUACCCGUGUUGAGAGAGGCCCUUCCAGAAGAGUGUGGGGAUAGGUCAUCUGUUCAGAGUAAUGAAUCAUCUUGCAGCUUGCCAUUGAUCCCAGACACCAGCAGGGAAAUAAAGCAGGCAAAACACCUUCCCCAGCUCACCAGCACAGGAGAACAAGGUGGGGAUAUUGGCAGCAAUAGCUCCAAAACAAAAGAAAGCCUGGAAAUGCAUUUGGAAAGUAGUUCUUCAUCAAAUGAAAGAAGUCUUCCCCUCUCAAGGACUGAAACUAGGAAGGGAAUAGUGCCUGUGAUAAAAUCCAAAGCUUUCUGGGGUGAAUCUGAUGACAGCAGCUCAGAGAUUGAGGCUGCUCUGCGCCCACAAACUCACAGCACAGCAGACGAAUUCGAUGACUUCUAUGAUUAAGAAGAAAUAAACAGUAUCAUCUUUUCUGUCCUGAGAGUGAUGUCUAAAGUGCAGCUCAUCACUUUAGAGAUGAAUACAACUAAUACAAAACACUGCUCUAUGCACA
Messenger RNA from Calypte anna (Anna's hummingbird), 1946 nucleotides. RefSeq names its product kizuna centrosomal protein (gene KIZ). Gene Ontology annotation, biological process: spindle organization. The record is from RefSeq and is a predicted model, not a curated record. Bases 14 to 1840 code for a protein of 608 amino acids. NCBI's taxonomy places the organism in Eukaryota, Metazoa, Chordata, Aves, Apodiformes, Trochilidae. Gene Ontology annotation, cellular component: centrosome. The transcript has 13 exons.